CAUAGGUAUAUAAGUACCACACUUCACAACAAUAGUUUUCAGUUCUGUUGAGCAAUAUAGUGUUAAAAAAUCAUAAAAAACAAUAACUUAUAACUACCUACCUGCAAUAAAGUUGGUACAGUAAUAAAUAAUAGCCAUUUGAAAAGAAAUCGAUUUAUUGUUGCUACAUAGUUCGUGUUAAGAUUUGUUAAAUUCUAAUGUAAAAGUUUUUAAAAAUACUAAAAUAAUCUAAAUAUUUCUUUAUAACUAUCUUCAUGUUUGUGAACACAAUCUUGUUGACCAUUUUGUUCUUCAACAUCCGAUCCUCUGGUGCCGUGGACGCCAUUCCGUCAGUCCCUGACAACGACUUACAGGCAACUGAGGCUGUGGUCAGAGUCAUCACCAACAGGCUCUUCAAACUACUCAACUUAGACCCCUCGGCCAGAGUAAAGUUCGACCAUUUCACUGCACUCCACGACGACCUGGCUCCGCUGACUGUGCGCGACCACAACGUUCUGAAUGAUAUAGUCGAACUAACGAGGGUCGAUAUCAGCAGCGAUAAUGCCACCAUUUUUACGACUGAAAUGUUUCAAGAUAAUAAAGAAUUAGAACCAGAAUUCAAAGCAGAUGAAGUAAACAAUGAAACUGAUGUAGCUCAGAAUUAUAUUGAUACCUUAAAGGAUGUAAGAAAUGAAGUGAUGCUGUUGAUGCAACAAGAUUCCACGAAGAACUUGAAAGGACCCUCGGAAAAUGAUACAGUCGACCAAGAUCUUUUAAUUAGUGAUAUAUUGUUGAGAGACUCAGAUGCUGAGGAUAAAAUAAAAGGAGAUGGCGAUUUUUGGCGGACAAGCAGCCGUCGCAUAUACAAAGGCACAACGAGUAACAUAAAGAAAUACCCUUUCAUGGCGAGCAUUAGCGUGUUUGACAAGUUCCAAUGUGCUGGCAGCAUCAUCAAGUCAGAUCUGAUCAUCACUGCUGCCUCCUGUUUGCAAUUAGCACACAACAACCGUUUCUAUCGUGAGAAUCCGAAAUUCGUCUCAGCCAGAAUCGGCAGCAGUUUCUACAUGGGGGGUGGUGAAGUGAUACCUGUCAUUAAAGUGUACUUCCCCCCUACCUACGAGCCGCAGAGCUUGCGGGACAACCUGGCCAUCAUGAGGCUGCAGUAUCAUAUACAGUUCAAGAAGAAACAUGCCAGAGUUAAGAAAAUUGAUUUUGAUAGAAAGGCACAUCCGUUGCCAACGAAUACUGACGGUAUAACUAUUGUUGGCUGGGGAGCUAAAACUCGUUCAAAUAUGAUGCAAGAUCCGUUAAAGAAUAAAAUAUCGUAUGCAGUUUUAGAUUUUUACGACUUGCGAGAAUGCCAACAAAUGUAUUCCAAAAAAUACGUAACCAAUAAACACUUCUGCGCAGGAUUCAUCACCUCAGGCUCCGGAGCAUGCAACCAUGAUGUUGGAGGCCCAGGAAUUGUUGAUGGAAUAUUAACUGGUAUAAUCAGCUUCGGUUCAUCACCAUGUGGAGACCAAAAUGCCCCCACAGUGUUCGUCAAGUUGGGAUACUACGCUACUUGGAUUGACGACAUUUUGUCAAUUAAAGUUGUGUCAUCUUAUGUUUCUACGACGGUGCCAACUACACCACGGAUAGUUGAGUCAUCCACGACUGAGAAAGAAGAAAUGAUGAUGCCUGUGGAAGCGGAGGCCAGCCGGGAACCGUUAUUUGAUCGUGUCAAACUUAAUGAGGAUAAACCUACUAUAAUUAUACCAUUGAAAAAGGAACCGUUAUAUCCUACUGAAAUUAUGAAAUUGUCUAAUAAACCAUUAUUAGAUCCUUACAGUGAGCAUAAUCCAAAGCUGAAACUUACUAAAAUUAUGAAAUUGCGAGAUACAUUUGUAGACAGAAUAAAUUAUGAUAAGCUGGAGGUAACCAAAGAAAAAAAAGCUAAAAAAAUUGUUCCACAACGAGAUGAACUGUUUAAACAGUAUCUUAAAAAAGUAUUUGGCAGUGAAGAAGACAUUUCUGGAUUCAUGGGUCCGGGUAUGAAACAGAGUCACUUGUAUAAGACAUUUUUGAAAGACAUUGACACUUUUUUGCCUAAUGUACAGGAACAUUUUACGGACAAAAAGAGUGAAGAAAGUGUAGAAGUGAAGAAUAGUUUAGAAAGCAUAUCCAAUACCAAUGUGACAGUAAAAGGUUCUCUUCAAAGCAUUGAAGAUAGUGGUAGUGCUAAUAGCAUCGAGAUAGAAAUUCCAACCACUAAAACAGAUUUUGAUGCUACUACGCUUGAAGCUAAAAGUGACAAAUCAGAACAAAAUAUUGGUGAAGAGCAAUCAGAGAAAGAAAACAAAAGCGAAAAAAAGAAAAUGCUUGUGGAUUAUGAAAGUGAAAAUAAUGAACCUGAAGACGAAGAUGUAAGUGAUAAUAAUGACCUAAAACAAGAAAGUAUAUCUAAAGAUAAUAAUAAUAACCAUGGCCUGAAAGUUUCUUCUAAAGAAUCAGAUAUGGGGGUUAACUUAGCUAAAGAAAAUCCAACCAUACGAGAUGAAUCAGAUAGCAGAGAAAGUUCUAUAAUUUCAUGGAAAGAAGAGAAAAUAAAAAAUCAUUCAGAACAAACUCAAAGUUCAGAAAAAUCUAUCAGAACAGAAACUAAAAUUAAUCCAUCUUCAAAUAUUAAAACUGAACCAGAUGAAGAAAAAACGAACCCCAUUGAAUUGAGAGAUAUGGAACGUAUUAUACUAGAACAACAGAAAGCAUUCAAGGCUCUUGGGGUCUUAGAAAGGCAUUUAAAUAGUGCAGACGAAACAUCCAGAGAAAUCAAAGCAGCAAAGAGUUUUGCCGAUAGGCAAAUAAAAUUAGCUGAAAAACAAGUUGCGGCUGAGAAAAAAUCUAAGUUACUUGACGAUGAGGACUGAAAAUAAUUGAACAGGUUAAUCAUUAUUUGCAGUGACUUUUAUGAAUAAAUAUUGAAAUAAACAUUAAAAAAACUA
Plutella xylostella (diamondback moth) is the source of this 2960-nucleotide messenger RNA. RefSeq lists its product as uncharacterized. Gene Ontology annotation, biological process: proteolysis. The record is from RefSeq and is a predicted model, not a curated record. Gene Ontology annotation, molecular function: serine-type endopeptidase activity. Lineage: Eukaryota; Metazoa; Arthropoda; Insecta; Lepidoptera; Plutellidae.